Messenger RNA from Brassica oleracea var. oleracea, 1294 nucleotides. Its product is annotated as ethylene-responsive transcription factor ERF060-like. Gene Ontology annotation, biological process: regulation of DNA-templated transcription. The coding region runs from base 234 to 1043 and encodes 269 amino acids. The record is from RefSeq and is a predicted model, not a curated record. NCBI's taxonomy places the organism in Eukaryota, Viridiplantae, Streptophyta, Magnoliopsida, Brassicales, Brassicaceae. The transcript has a single exon. Gene Ontology annotation, molecular function: DNA-binding transcription factor activity; DNA binding.
AACUUCGCAUGCGAAACCAAGAGAGACAAACAAACAAACAAAAAAAUCAAAUUUAGAGAGAGCCAAAAGAAAAACUACUAUCAAACUUCUUAUUUCGACCCCGAAGUUUUUAUUUUGAUAUAUUUCAACCCCGUCUCCUUCUUUUUCUCGUUCUUUCAUAGAUUUUAACUUGUUGCUCGGUCAAGCUAAGAAGGUGUGUUUGGAUCCUUCUCCAUUACGUUUUUAAGAUACAUAUGGCAGCCAUAGAUAUGUUCAACAGCAGCACAGAUCUCUCAGACCCUUUCAAAGAAGAGCUCAUGAAAGUACUUAAACCUUCUCUUCCUCCUGUUCCAAACACAAUCUUCUGUUUCAACCAAACCACACCACUCGGUCUGAACCAACUCACACCUUACCAAAUCCACCAGAUCCAAAACCAGCUUAACCAGAGACGCAGCACCACCAUCUCGAAUCUCUCUCCAAAGCCAGUAACAAUGAAGAGCAUGACCGCUCAGAAACUCUACAGAGGAGUCAGGCAAAGACACUGGGGAAAAUGGGUCGCUGAGAUCCGUUUACCCAAGAACCGGACCCGGCUCUGGCUUGGAACUUUCGACACAGCUGAAGAAGCAGCCAUGGCUUAUGACCAAGCUGCUUACAAGCUCCGUGGCGAGCUCGCGAGGCUUAAUUUCCCACGCACGAGGCGCGAGUGUGGAUACGGAGGUGGUGAUGGCAGAUUCAAGCCUCUUCAUCCCUCUGUCGAAGCAAAGCUCGAAGCGAUUUGUCAGAGCUCGGUAAAAACAGAGGAUCUUGAUCUCCCCUGUUCUGAAACAGAGCUUUUCCCGCCAAAAGCAGAGUAUCAAGAAAGUGAAUUUGGGUCUUUGAGAGCUGAUGAGAACUCGUUUUCAGAUGAGUCUCAGGUGGGAUCUUCUUCGCCGGAUUCUGGUGUUACCACUGCGUUCUUGGGUUUUUCGGAUUCAGGGGUUGAUGAGAUUGGGAGUUUCGUGCUGGAGAAGUUUCCUUCUGUGGAGAUUGAUUGGGAUGCGAUUAGCAAACUGUCUGAAUCUUGAAUGAUGUUUCAUAUUAGUUAGUUAAUCUCUGCGACUGAAGUUUUAUACAGUCGUAGAGAAUUGUCUAAAGGUUGUCUAUGUUGAAAUCAUCCCUCCAUGUGUUUGGUCUGGCUGGUUCAUGUGUUUUUUUUUAAGAAACCUUGUCAUAGACCCAAUCAUCAGAGGAGUUUAUGUGUAUUAUCAUCUUUAAGUUUCUAAUGAAUGUAAAGUAUUGAGUCUUUUUUAUUUUAUGAUCAAUUUUUGUUUUGUUA